Rasamsonia emersonii CBS 393.64 is the source of this 495-nucleotide messenger RNA. RefSeq lists its product as uncharacterized. Bases 1 to 495 code for a protein of 164 amino acids. The record is from RefSeq and is a predicted model, not a curated record. The transcript is spliced from 2 exons. NCBI's taxonomy places the organism in Eukaryota, Fungi, Ascomycota, Eurotiomycetes, Eurotiales, Trichocomaceae.
AUGUUUGCUGCUUUCUCCGUUGGCAUGGCCAUUGGCUCCUCUUACGGUGCCAAAAAGGCAGCGUACCAGUUCCGCGCCGAGAAUGCCCAUCGGUUUCCCACCACAUCGACGGGGUGGUUCCAGUACCACAAGACGAAGAACUACAAGGCGAUCGUUGGAGGCGUUCAAGAAGGCAUGAAAAUGGGGUUCAAGCUGGGGGCCGGAGCGAUGGCUUUCUGCCUGUUCGAGGAGACGGUGGAUUGUGCUCGCAAUGACCGGAGGGAUUUUCUAUCCACUGUCAUAGCUGGCUUGUCUUUCUCAGGAAUUUAUAGCUUGCUUGCUCGCCACGACAUCUACACCGCCGCCCGUGCGACCAAGUUAGGACUGAAAUUGAGUCUCGCGUAUGGCUUGAUGCAAGAUGCGCUGGAGUCCCUGAAAGGGAACCGUCCCGCAUAUGUCGACUUUAUAUUGGGCAACCGGCGAUCUGCGAACAAGGACGAUGGCGGAAACCUCUGA